AUGACUGCAGAUUCCCAACAAGGAGACAAGAGAGAAUGGCACACAUUCGAACAGAAUAUUCCAGAAAGCCUCGUCAGCGACUACGAUAAGCUGAAGGAAGGCUUGAAGAAAUACUUUCCAGGGGGAAUUGAUGUCACAUUUGUGGAGGCAUCCGCCCACCAUGCAGCACUCUACAAGGUAAUCGGAUUACGAGAAAGUCCCGACAGGAUCAACCUACAGAAAUUCCUCAUGGAGGGAAAAUAUAUUUUGCAGGAAUGA
Molecule: messenger RNA, 258 nt
Organism: Fusarium verticillioides 7600
Lineage: Eukaryota; Fungi; Ascomycota; Sordariomycetes; Hypocreales; Nectriaceae
Exons: 1
Coding region: 1-258 (85 amino acids)
Source: RefSeq, a predicted model, not a curated record